AUGCGUUUACAAAGCGUUACGCUUAUUUUCUCCUUAGCUUCGAUCCCGGGUACCUUCAGUCACUAUUUUUUCCCUUACUUUAUUCACAACAGCAACUUCACCAAUUACUACGAGUAUGUCCGCGAAGACACACAGAAUUACAUGCCCUGGAAAGGCAAUUAUGCCAGUGAUGAUUUCCGUUGCAACACGAAUUCGUUCCAGCAUGCCAGCCAGACCGACGUCAAUAAAGUAAAAGCAGGCGAUCAGAUCGGGUUCGGCACCGACUUUGGCGCUUUAAUCGAACAUCCCGGGCCUAUGCAAGUAUACAUGUCCAAGGCUCCGGGAGAUGUCCGGGAUUACGACGGUUCCGGUGACUGGUUCAAGAUUUGGGAGCUCGGCCCGACAUCUUUCGGCAGCGACGGCAUUCAAUGGGGUGUGACUGAUAGAGCGAACUUUACCUUCACCUUGCCAAAGGAGACUCCCGCAGGUCAAUAUCUUGUUCGGAUUGAACACAUUGCGCUUCAUGGAGCUGGAGACUUUGGCGGGGCUGAGUUUUACUUCAACUGCGCCCAGAUCGAGGUUGAGAGUGACAGCACGGAAACCCCGGGGCCAGUUGUUAAAAUUCCUGGCGUCUAUACUGGAUAUGAGCCUGGUAUUUUGUUUUACAUUUAUCGCGACUAUUGGAGGAAUUAUACUAUGCCUGGUCCUAAAGUCUGGCCCCUCAGUAUUGGGAAUUCCAUCUACGCCGAAGGUGUCACUGGCACACCCACAGGCACAUGGUCGGCACCGGCUGUGACUCCUAUAAUGGGAUCCGCAACGGCCACGGCAAGCAAUCAAGUGUCUGGAUCCUCUACCAUGUUUUCUGCAUCACAAGCCGUCCAAACUCCUUCAAAAAAUGUCCAUUCCACACCUGUGGUGACAUCCGAGGCCGCAGACAAGGUCAUGUCUAGCCAGAGCUCCUCAAGCCAAAUCACCAAUAGUUGCGAGACAGUCACUGUUACAACAACUACCACAACUACCAUUUCUGACGAUUCGUUUACCACGAGUGAGAGCGGCUGUGUUCCCGAUACAAUUACGGCUACAGCCACAAUUACGGUCUUUGCAACUGACAACUGA
Penicillium macrosclerotiorum is the source of this 1095-nucleotide messenger RNA. RefSeq names its product lignocellulolytic auxiliary activity family 9 protein. Lineage: Eukaryota; Fungi; Ascomycota; Eurotiomycetes; Eurotiales; Aspergillaceae. The record is from RefSeq and is a predicted model, not a curated record. The transcript has a single exon. The coding region runs from base 1 to 1095 and encodes 364 amino acids.